AUGACAGAUAGUGGGAGUGCAAGAUGGAGGAGGAGAGAGAGGCAGGGGGAGGAAUCGGAGGAGGAGCCGGGGACAGUUUGUUGUGCUCUGGCUGCGAACCUGGCGGGUGUGGGCUGCGCGGCCGCCGGCGCCGCAGCCAGGGACGGCAAGGACUGCAAGGCCCGGGACAACCGCGGCGAGGCGGAGCAGUCGUCGGCUGGAGGCGGCCCGGGCCCCGACGGCGGCAGCCAGCGCUUCUCCUCGGGCCCCGGGUCCCGCAACUCACCGAAACCCUGGGCUUCUGUGAGAGUGCCCGGCACCGGGAGAAGCGUCGGAGCCACUGAGUAUCGCUCGGGGAGAGAUCAUCAUCGAGGAGCGGACAACAUUUCCACUAAAUCUUCAGACAGUGAUGUAAGUGAUGCAUCAGUUGUAUCAAGAACUAGCAGUGCAUCUCGUUUCAGCAGCACAAGUCACAUGUCUGUCCAAUCAGAACGACCAAGAGGACAUAAGAAAAUCAGGUGUUCUGUGAGGAAGAAACGUAGCCAGGAGAGGUGCUGCACCGGAGAUGUCCGAAGCCUUGGGAUGCUGGAAUACACUUUUGCCCUGAAUGCACAUAUUCUGCAAUGAUGCAUCAUCUUGAUCUUUGAUGGACUUGGUCUUUGUGUUGGUAAGUACAGAAAGCACCAUUCCAAAUGGCUUUCUCAAUAUCUUCAUUUCCAAAGACUCAAAGUUAUUCUCUUUUCAGGGUUUCCAAGUAUAUUUCUAAAACUUUGAAAAGUUUUGUUUUAGAUUGAAAAGGCACAAGUUUCAUUUUUCACAUUAAAAACCAUAACAUUGCAAAUUUCCCUGUUUGUGCAACUUUGAAGAAUAAUCAGUAAGCAGAGUAGAUUUAGACAGGAUUCAAUGCAUUUUCUAAGAAAUCUUUUGCUCAUUGAGCACAAAUCAACACUUUCAAGCUUGAACAAAAAUCAUCAAGUAAAGUAGGUUUUGACUGGAUUCAAUGUAUUUUCUAAGAAAUCUUCAUUAAACAGGCCAAACUUAAUAUAACUUCUUGCUCUUGCUUUUUUUUUUAAGUUUAGACUGGUCC
Molecule: messenger RNA, 1066 nt
Organism: Sarcophilus harrisii (Tasmanian devil)
Lineage: Eukaryota; Metazoa; Chordata; Mammalia; Dasyuromorphia; Dasyuridae
Exons: 5
Coding region: 1-606 (201 amino acids)
Source: RefSeq, a predicted model, not a curated record